Molecule: messenger RNA, 6258 nt
Organism: Schizophyllum commune H4-8
Lineage: Eukaryota; Fungi; Basidiomycota; Agaricomycetes; Agaricales; Schizophyllaceae
Exons: 6
Coding region: 162-5876 (1904 amino acids)
Source: RefSeq, a predicted model, not a curated record
CAACCUUCACCUUUUCUCGGUGGCGAGAGCAAUCCGCUCGCCUCCUCCUUAUACCCUCCGACGUGGAGCCAUAUCCAUAAACUUCCGCAUCCCCGCCGCUCAACUCUUGCGCUCGGUUAUAGCGCCCUAGCAGCCGAUAUCACCCUCCCAAGCCUUUCGCAAUGGCCAUGCACUCGCGCGACGCGCUUCCGCGCCUCAACAUCGGCCCACCACCCUCGCUACAGAUGCAGCAGCCCAUGUCGUUCAACCAGGGCCAGAUGUACUCUCCGGCCCUCCCGACAUCGCUCCAGCAGAGCUUUCAUCCGCCGUUUCCCAUGCACACCCCCAUGCAGCAGCAAUUUGGCUACCCAAUGCCCCCACCGUCCGCCCCCGGGCGCCCGAGUCAUCACGCAGCAGCAGCGAGCGUAGCGCAUCUCGCGGCUAUGGGCAUCCACCCGCCGAACGGGCCCCCGAUCAUCACCCCAGUCGGCGGCCACUUUCCCCGCGGCUCAGUCAUGCUGGGCCCGCCCGGGAUGCCUCCGCCGUUCGUCGGCCACAAACGGCGGAACAUGAGCAUCGGUGGACCGCCCAAGGCCGUGUUGGGAGGUCCGCAGCGAAAGACGAGCCCGCUACCGCCGGGUACUUCGGUUGCAUCGACGUCGGCAGCGCCGGUGAAAGCGAAGAAGACGGUGGUCAACCUGCCCAAGGAGACUAUCCCAGGCGAAGACGGCGCUCCACCGACGCGACCAUCAUGGGCGCGCGCACCCUUAGACGCUCCUUUCGAGUACAAAGACGUCCCGGUACCCGCUGCCGAGAUGACAUCUGCGGCGCUAUUUCCCCCAGAUGCAUAUAGAUACGCGAUGCCGCCAACAAUCGACGUCUUCUUGCCCGGCAAGCAAAACUGGGAUAGGCUCAAGCAGAUGGCGAUAGAGGAGAAGCUGCAGAAGCUUGGUGUGGAACGAGGCUCGGGAAGUGACGUCCCGCACAUCUUCGCCCCUCACGCUCGCGCUGCCUCGAUAUCAUCACCAGCAGACCCUGCACUCCUGCAUUUCAAGCUUCGCAAACUUUGGGAUCAGCAGGCGCAGGGCACUUCCGCAACCACUUCUCCCCAGCCCUCCUUCCAGUCGCCGUCCCCCAACCAGGCAGCCGCACCUCCACAGUUGCGACAUGGCCACAGCAUGUCGCUCGCGCAACCGCCGACCCACACCCAGAACAACGGCUUCAAUCCGUUCGGUCCCAACGCCGUCUUGGGCUCUGAUCAUAUCUCCAACCCCUCAGAUUCGCCUGCCAUGUCUUCUGAUGCGCCCAAUGGGAUUAUCGCGCCCCAGGGCCGUGUUCCAUUGCAGCCACCGCGGCUCGCACUUCCUCCUUCGACCUCCCGCCCCUCCAGCAAGCCGGAUUUCACUCGCGGUUUCGGCUUGGAUAUACCAGAGGAGACCGAGGAAGAGGAGGAAGCCGAGCGCGAAUUCGCGCAGGAGGCGAACGGUGACGCACACCACGAAGGCGAAGCGAAUGGUGCUCUGGGUGGCGCUGACUAUAGCGGCGCCACGACGGAGGUGGACGUGAAGGAGGAGCGUGAUGGCGAAGAGGACGAUGUUAUUCGGGAUGCCCCUACGAUUGUGGCGCAGAGCCGGCAUCACUCGCGCCAUGUGUCGCGGCUGUCGGCGGCGUUGUCGUUACGGUCAGUUGGUGGAGUGGCGGCGGAUGGGCUGCAGGACCGGAAUGGCCACAAUCCCGAUGGGAGUCAGGAUAUGGAUGUCGAUGAUGCGAUCGCCGAAUGGACUGGGUCGGAGGAUGUGUACAAUGAUGUGUCCAGCUCGGACGACGAGAGCAUUGGCGAGUGGUCGAACCCGUCCGAUGAGGAGAGAGCCCGUCAGCAACGCGCAGAGCGCAGGAUACGGCGCCGGGCUGCUCGCCAGCGUGACACGGAGCAACCUCGUCGGAUACCGAACUUCCCUCGGCCGCCUGAAAACACCAUCGCUCUCGCUCGUCUGGACGACGAUGUCAUCUCCAACCCAAGCGACGAGGAGGGUGUUGCGAAGCACUACCUCGGUACCAACUACUAUGACGCGCCUCGGCCGCUGCCUCCCUUGCCACACUCGCGUGGCCCUUCCAAUCACUUGUCGGUGCACGAUCCCGCGAACGCGCACUCGAGGCAUACGUCGAACGAGCACUUCCAGCCGACGCACUCGCAGAACCCGUCUCAAAGUGGCCGUCGCGAGCUCAACCCCUUCGCGAAGCCCUUCGUGUUCGGCGCGCCCGCCGCGCCUCCAUGGGGCACCGAGGGUCUCAAUCUCGGGUUGCCGUUGCCUCCGAAUGCGCCGUUUAUGGGACACUCGCCGCUGCCAUCUGUGGGCUCUGCAUCCCAGGGCCCUCAGAUCGCAUCGGCAGAGUCGAAGCCGAAGCUUAACGCUGCCGCGCCGGAGUUCAAGCCUACGCUUAACGUGAAGGCUCCCGAGUUCAAGCCCAGCUUCACGUUCAGGCCUCCCAUGGGUGCCCCGCCGCCGCAGACGUUCACUGCACCGGCGGAGCUCCCGCGCCCGUUGCCGGUGCCCCCUGUCAUCACGGACGACGCUGGGGAGACACUGUACCCGCAGGGUGGGCCGGCUGCCAAGAAGCAGCGUCGCCAGUCGACGGGUUCGAUCGAAGAGGGCGACAGCAUGUUGUCGUUCCGCUUCCCGGCUACGCUCGAGUCGCCGAUGAGCAUCCGUCACGACAAGUCUCCCAGCGUGCUCAGCAAGUCACUCGACCAGGCCGCCGUCGAGCCCAUGUCGUUCGCUGCCUUCUCCUCGGCCGCCGCCGCCAUGCCGCACAUCCCUACUGCUGAGCAGAUGGCUCACGACGAGGAAGUUGAUCAGCAGCUCGACCAGCUCAAGGAAGAGGACCUCAUCCGCCCAGAUAGCAUCCAAGAGCAGUUCAAGAACUUCUCGUUCCCGCAGAGCGCCUCCAAACCGAAGCGUGCGCCGAUCCCGCUCGACUUUAAGCAUCCGGUCUCACAGAACACAGUGCCCGCUGGCCUCUUCAAGGCCCUCGGCGAGGAGCGCACGCGCAAGACGGUGCGCUCGCGUCUGAGCUCGCGCGACGUCUUCGAGCACGAGAAUCGGCCGUCGCUCGACGACCUCAACGUGCCGCCAAUCUCGCGGAAGGUGUCGCGGACCCGGCUGGUCACGGACCCGGGCAACCGCCCGGCGAGUCUGAGCUCAUCGGGGUCGGAUGUGUUCACGUCUGCCCGCCGGCAUUCACGGAGGCGGUCGUCGCUGCCCGACGCGCUGCAUGAUCGGUCGGGCUCGCAGUCGCCUGUGCCAUCCAUUUCGUCCGCGAUUGAAUCGCCCGCGAUGGAUCUUACGAGCCGCCUGGAGAUGCACAGAUACGAGGACCGCGUGGCGGCGAUGCUGGACGACAAGUUGACGCUCAUUCGCAGAGAGAUCUCGCGCAGCAACGGCGCAUCCAUGACUGGGGAAUUGGAGGCCAAGAUUGAGGAGAUGAUGUCUCUGUUCCGGCAGCACCUCUCCGACGCGGCGGCGAAGAGCAUGAUGGACAGCCAGAUGGACGCUCGGGGCGAUCUGGACUUCGAGAUGUUGAAGGACGCGGUGCAGGAGGGCCACCAAGAGUCGUUGAGGAUCAUGCAGAGGGAGCUGUCGUCGCUGACGCAGAGCCUUGCGCAGGCUCAGGUAUCCAAUGGCACGACGCAGGACCUCGGCCCUCUGUUGCAGAAGCUCAACGCGAACACCAUUCAGGCCGUUGGGCAGGCUGUUGCGCGUAUCCCCGCCGAGGUCGCGGAGAUGCACAACGUUGCGAUGGCGCAUGCGAAGAAGACCGCAGCGGAGGACGUCGUUGCGGCACUCAAGCCCGCUCUGGAGAACCUGCGUCAAGAGCCGGUCAACUACGACUUCCUCACCGAGCAGCUGACACAGGCCGUCAAGCCGCACAUCACGCAGCUUAUCGACCUCGCUUCCGACAAGCGUGAGACCGCGGGCCUCAUCGUCGACCGUCUUGUGCCUAUUCUCCCCCAGAUCGUCGCCCAGCAGCCUGCUAUCGACGUCGAGGCCAUGACCAGUGCGCUAGUGACCGAAGUUCGCCGUGCUAUCGCACCGAUAGACGCCUUCGAGAUCAAGGAGCAGGUCGCGGACUUGGUGGUCGAGCGCCUUAACGCUCGCCUUGCCACGAGGGACCAGCAUAUAGAUGGCCUCGCCGGCAAGGUCAAGGAGAUCGUCACCUCUUCCUUGGCUCCUAUUACGCAGGCCACUUCUGUUCUCAGCUCUUUGGCGGAGGGUCAAAGGUCGUUGACGUCGAAGCAGACCGAGCUGACGGCGUCGCAAAAGCAUGCCAACGAGCUUGUCUCGCAGCUUCCUCAACAGCUCAAGGCCGCUAUGGACGGCUUCGCCGCGACUGUCAAGGAGCUCCAGACGAGGCCCGGCCUCCGCGCCGACCCCGUCUUGCCGGACGAGAAUAUCCUUGCCAUCAAGGCUGCUCUCGACAACAUCGCCUCCUCCUCUACCUCCAACGCCACCACCGAAAAGAUCCUCGCCCAGCAGCGCGACUUCGCCGAGAAGCUCAACGCGCUCCCUGAGACCUUCGCCUCCGCGACCAACGUCUUGCAAGCCGCGCACGCCGAGUUCGCCCUCACGCGCGAGCAGAACCGGCGCGAGAUGGACGACUUGCGCAAGGCUGUUACCGAAGCGCAGGUGCAGGUUGCUAAGGCCCGCGGAGCGCACGGCCAGGUGCGGGUGGAGAAGGACGUCUUGAGCGAGAAGCUUGGCGUUGUGGAGGCCGACCGCAGCAGGUUGCAGGAGCAGGUCAAGAGCUUGCAGGCUUCUGCGACGGCGAAGGCUUCGGAGGCGACGGUGAUGGAGGCGCGGAAUAAGGAGCUGGAGGAUGCGCUCGCGAAGGCAUUGGCGCGGUUGCAGACGUCGGAUGUCGAGGCCGCUGCCAACAAGGAGCGUAUCGAGAAGCUCGAGAAGGCGAACCGCGAGCUUGAGAAGGAGAAGAUGGGCAUGAAGGCACAGAUCGACUCCCUCGAGAUGAAGCACUCCAUCGCUGUCCGUGAUAAGGACUCGGCGGCUGCCUCCGCCAAGGCGUUGCAGAAGCGUCUCGACGAGGUGCAGUCUCACGACGAACAGUGGGACACCCUUCGCCGCGCCUGCGCCCAGAUGACCGAGCUGUCCUCCAUGAUGGGGCAGACCGACACCCGAGAACUCCAGGAGCUGCGCGAGGUCCGGGAUCGUGCGAAGGUCCUCGAAGGCGAGCACGCCGCGCUCAAGAGGCGCUUCAAGGAGCAAGACGGCAAGAUGGCGAACGCGGAGAAGAUCGCCUUCACCGCACGCCAGAGCCUCACGCAGGCGCAGCAGCGCGCGUCCGAGUGGGAGCGCAGGGCGAAGGAGUACGAGGCGAAUCUGGAGCUCACGCGCACGAAGCUCGAGCAUGCGGAGCAGACGCAUGCGCAACUCGACGCCGACCACUCUGUCGCGAAGUUGCAGCUCGAGGAGCGUGAGGCGGAUGAUCGUUUGGCCAAGGACCGCGAGAACAAGAUGCGCGAGACCAUCUCGGCGCUCGAAGCCAAGGUCCGGCUGUUGCAGUCAGAGCUUCAGGCAGCGGUGCUUAAGGCGGCACAACCGAAGACGAACGGCACGAACGGCGUGAACGGGCACUCCAUUCACCGCCCGUCGUCACGCACAAGUACAGUGUACGCCGACAGCCGCGCGGCAACCCCGACGUUGAGCCACGCACCUUCGCCCACACCCGCGCGUGCAAGCAUGUACGCGCCUGUACCUAGUCGCUAUCCCGGUGUCGGCCAGGGUACACCCAAGAGUCGUUCGUACAAGAACUACAGAAUACCCUCGCCGACACCCAGCGUCGUGAGCAUCGUCACGCAAGGAGAGGAUGGUUGGUGGUCAUAGACGCCCUGCCUCCUCCCUUCACUUCUCAUCUCCCCACUCCUCUUCGUCCGCUUUCUCUGUGUAUCCUUGUCCCACCACCUUAUGCAUACAUAUUUCACACCCUAUGUUACCGCCGUCCUGUCAUUUGCUACACUACCGCUCUGUUCACUAGUUCUUGCUCCCCGGAUCUCCUCGCUGCAUCUACCUAUCUGGUAUAUAUUUUGAUUUCGCUUACACGUCUGGAGGCUGGAGCACUCGCCGCUACCGUUUGGCUGCUAGCGUCGUCGCGUCGCUGGGCCGGCUGCGCUGUAUAUAAUACCUUCCUUCGGGUCUACGCGCCUAUAUCCUGUGUACGUGGCUAGGGUUGGAAUGGAAUUCUCGAAUAAUAGCUUGUGUAGCCUGA